Molecule: messenger RNA, 1823 nt
Organism: Hevea brasiliensis (rubber tree)
Lineage: Eukaryota; Viridiplantae; Streptophyta; Magnoliopsida; Malpighiales; Euphorbiaceae
Product: ABC transporter G family member STR-like
Exons: 1
Coding region: 1-1629 (542 amino acids)
Cellular component (GO): membrane
Molecular function (GO): ABC-type transporter activity
Source: RefSeq, a predicted model, not a curated record
AUGGGAAGUCCAGGUGCUCUUCCUGCUCAUCUCUCAGGAUUUGGAAGGCCCGUUCCUGAUGGUGAAAACAGCCUGGAGUAUCUUCUUGAUGUAAUCAAAGAGUAUGAUGAGUCCACUAUUGGACUUGAGCCUCUUGUUCUUUACCAAAGAGAUGGAAUCAAACCGGAUCCAGUUGCCAGGACGCCUAUUCCCAAGACACCAAAGACCCCCAAAACGCCAAGAACUCCAUAUAUGAAUACCCCUGGAUCCAAGCAUGCACUUAGCCUUCGGAGCCAAGCAUUUUCAAUUAAUGGAAAUAUGACAUCUAGAACUGACUCUGUACAAUUUGAUUUUGAUGAUGAUGACGGUGAUAACUUUGAUAAUUCCCUUGAGCGUGGAACUAUGCCUACGCCAAUGCAUAAGCAAAGUGGUGUCUAUCAACCACGUUUGGCAUCACAGUUCUACAAAGAUUUUUCAGUCUGGCUCUACCAUGGUGUCAAGGGAACUCCCCGCCGUGCACCCUCUUGGACUCCCGCUAGAACUCCAGGAACGACUCCAGGAAAAUCGCAAAUUUCUGGAGCAAGAAGUCAAGUCUCAAGCCGGUAUACAACCCCACAACAGAUCCCUUCUCGCCCAAAAACUCCAGUGGUCUUUAGCUCCUCAGUGGAGGACUCAUAUGCUGCUUCUUAUGAGGAUUUUGACAUGGAAGAAGAAGAAGUGCUUGAUGAGCCAGCACACGGUCCUAAAUUUGCUAACCCAUGGCUCCGAGAGGUUGCAGUUCUCUCAUGGCGCACAGCACUCAAUGUUGUUCGCACUCCUGAGCUUUUCCUGUCGAGAGAAAUCGUAUUAACUGUUAUGGCACUAAUUCUUUCCUCACUUUUCAAGAACCUGAGUGAACCAAUAUUCAAAACAGUGAACCGGCUUCUGAAUUUCUACAUCUUUGCAGUUUGCCUGGUUUUCUUUUCAUCCAAUGAUGCUGUCCCAACAUUCAUCCAGGAAAGAUUCAUCUUCAUCAGAGAAACUUCCCACAACGCAUACCGUGCUUCCUCUUAUGUCAUCUCCUCUCUUAUAGUUUAUCUCCCAUUUUUUGCCAUUCAAGGUUUAACCUUUGCUGCCAUAACCAGAUUCCUGCUGCAUCUGAAAAGCAGUCUCUUAAACUUUUGGAUAAUACUCUACGCUUCUCUAGUUACUACGAAUGCUUAUGUUAUGCUUGUUAGUGCACUUGUCCCCAGUUACAUCACAGGCUAUGCAGUUGUGAUAGCCACCACAGCACUUUUCUUCCUGACUUGUGGGUUCUUCCUGAAGAGGACCCAGAUACCAGUCUAUUGGAGGUGGCUGCAUUAUAUAUCUGCAAUCAAAUAUCCAUUUGAAGCGAUGUUAUCAAAUGAGUUCAAGGGAACAAGGUGCUAUAAUGGGGCUCCUGCAGACCUUUCACCUGGUCCUCUAGGAGACAUAAAACCUAGCAAACUGCAUACUAGUUACACAAAUGGAACGACCUGCCCGCUGAUAGGAGAAGAUAUUCUAACCACAAUGGAUAUUAAGAUGGACAAUCUUUGGUAUGACAUUGCAAUCUUGCUAGCUUGGGGAGUUCUUUACAGGCUCUUCUUCUACGUGGUUCUCAGAUUUUAUUCCAAGAAUGAGAGGAAAUAAAUAUCCUCUUUGCAUUUGCUUCUCUUUCAAAUCCAAGUUUGUCGGCUAAGUGAAGACAGUAUCCAUACAUAUAGAUGUUAGUAGCAUGUAAUGAAUGUUGGAAGUUCUAAUGAUGAGAUUUAGCCUUCUGUUCUUGAUACUUGGGGGAUUGUUGUUGGGAAAGCCAAAAAUUAGUUUCUAAUUGUUUUUUAAAA